AUGGAUUUUAAUUUCAAGAAGAUUGCCAGUGAAGCUGGUGGCUUUUUCAGCCGAGCGAAACAGUAUACGGAGGAGACUUUCUUGAAAGCGGAACGCACAGAUCUUGAUCCACAUUUCGAGAAUUUAUUACAAAGGGCGGACAAGACAGAGGAACAUACUCGAAGGCUACUCUCUUGUAUAGAAAGCUAUUUGCAACCGAAUCCUACCAUACGCAUGGAAGAAGUCUUUUACGAAAAAUUGGAGUUAAAGAAGGAUCAUGCAAGCCGUUUGAAUAAUUUGGAAUUGAUGGCACAAGCUAUGAGCGAAGCUGGAGAGGAAUUUGGCUCAUCAGCACCAUAUGGAAAUGCACUUGUGAAGAUAGCUCAGACUGAACAGAAACUGGGACAGGCUGAGCGAGAAUUUGUUACGUCGUCAGCCAGUCAAACUCUGCUCCCCAUUCGACGAUUUUUAGAGGGCGACAUGAAGACAAUCCAGAAAGAACGCAAGGUGUUAAACAGCAAGCGUUUGGAUCUAGAUGCGUGCAAAAGUCGUCUCAGAAAGGCAAAAACUGUGGAGAGCCAAGCUGCAGCAGAAGCAGAUUUGAGGGUGGCACAGGCUGAAUUUGAUAAGCAAGUGGAGAUCACGAAAUUGCUGCUGGAGGGAAUUCAAACAGCCCAUAACAAUCAGUUGAAAUGUCUGCGAGACUUCGUUGAUUUGCAAAUGUCGUAUUUCGCUCAAGCCCAUCAAAUGUUGGCCGAUCUACAGCGAGAACUGAGCGGUUCGCUAAGUGAUCCUCACAUUGGACUCUUCGCCAAACCCGCCACUCCAUCCUCAGCACAGAAUGGUCCCGUUCUCACCCCUGGAGAUGAUCUCAAGUUGUACUGUUCACGUUAA
This is a messenger RNA of Cylicocyclus nassatus, 873 nucleotides long. Lineage: Eukaryota; Metazoa; Nematoda; Chromadorea; Rhabditida; Strongylidae. The record is from the annotation of a GenBank genome assembly.